UAGACCAUAGUAGACAAGUCAUAAGUCCAUAGUUGGGGUAACACAAUCAACAUUUUUCCUUAUCUAUUUUAACGAUAAACGAACGCCUACGCAGUACGCGGUCUCAAUAAGUUACAAGUAACAACAACCUAACAUUAUAACAGACACAGGCAAGGCAGCUAGAGUGACUAUAAUACUUAAAGUGACUUCAGUGACGCCUCACGCCUGCUGCAGUCGCCAUUAGAAUUUAGGACGCCGUUAAUUUCAAUUUUUAUGUUGAUAAUCGUCCGUUAAUUUUUAAUAAUUGUACUUCACUUCUUAAAGGUGAAUACAUGUAAACAAGAUGAAAAUAAUAGUACUGCUAGCUGUGUUAGCUAGUUCUAGCAGUUUUGUAUACAAGCAUACUGUAAAUCUUGAAGAAAUAAACAAAAUUUUUGGUUUAUCAAACUGCAUUGAAGGCUACCUGAUGGCGGAUCAUAUUGUUAAAAAUUCUGAUCAUAGUUCAGAAUCGCAAGGUGAAAAUGAUUUUGCUUCAAAUUCAAAUGACAAGGAUAAAACUCCAAUGUGUCUUGUAAAUGAACUAGCAAGAUAUAAUAAGAUUAAACAUCAGUACAAACUGACAAAUGAACAGGGUCCUCCUCACAAAAAAAAGUUUACUGUUACUCUUCAAUUAGGAACUGAAGAGUAUAAUGCUGAUGCAAUGAGCAUUAAAAAAGCCCAACAUGCUGCUGCUGCUCUGGCUUUGUCAAAAACUAACUAUAAACAGCCUCAAACCAAAAUGAAGCUUAAAUCUACUGGUCAUUAUAAUAAUAUAACUCCAACAGUGGAAUUAAAUGCCCUAGCAAUGAAACGUGGAGAGCAGACUACUUAUACUGUUGUGGAGACACCACAAUAUGUAACUAACUCUUCUACAACUCCAUUGUACAAUGGAUUUAAGCCAGAUCUAUACUCGCAUGCAAGAAAUGGACCAUUUAAUACUUUUACCAAUAUUGUAUCUAGAGGACCUAGAUGUAUGCCAUUUGUGCCAAAUUUUUACAGUUCACGUUUUACAGUUCCUCAGGCGUCCAAUGCUUACAUAAAAACUGAAGUCAAAUCAGUUGGACUUUACAAAGUAAAACUACAAAUUGGAAAACAUGAAUUUCUUGGCCAAGGUAAUACAAACCAAUUGGCUAGACAUGAUGCGGCUUUAAAAGCUCUAACACAAAUUAAAAACGAAGAAAAGAAUGAAAAUAUCAAAGAAGUACUUAAAUCUGGUGAUUCUAAAUCAGUAAUAUCUCAAGUGUAUGAAGUAGCCCUUAAGAUGAAAUUGCCGAUUAAAUUUGAAGUAUUAAAAGAAGAUGGUUUGCCUCAUAUGAAAACCUACAUCACAAAAUGUUCUGUUGGAUUGUAUAAUGCUACUGGAGAAGGCAAUGGAAAAAAAUUGUCCAAACGACGUGCGGCAGAGAAAAUGCUUCAGACACUUAAAGAGGCAAAUGAAUCCAUAUUAGAUGAUAAUAAUAGUUCCCCAACUCUUCCAUUGGCCCCUAAAAAUCGUUUUAAAAUGCCAAGAAGAAAAAACCGAAAUUUAAUAAAGGAAACAAAACAAAAUACUGAAAAUGUUGAACCUAGAGUGGAUAAUUCUGAUAAGACAGAAGAUAAUGAUCCAGUUGCCAAACUAUAUAAAAUACAAUCAUCGAAAAAAGAAAAAGAGCCAAUUUAUGUGCUCAAAGAUGAUGUCAUAAACUCAAAUCGCAAAAAAGAGUUUGUUUUUGAGGUGACAAUUGGACAACAUACUGCUUCUGGAAUAGGUGCAAAUAAAAAAAUGGCUAAACGUCAAGCAGCUGAGAAAUUAUUGAUUCAAAUGGGAUUUGAGAGCGAUUUAAAACAGCGGCCUAUUAAAAAUAGUGAAUCCCCAUUGGUAAGUCAUGAAAAUAAGGCUAACAUUGAUAGUCCUCGGAAGAAUGGACGACAAAUAGCUCCAGGUGUUUUGCUUGUAUCGCCCGAGACAUCAGCUUCAAAAUCGAAUUCAGUUAAUGGCGUUCCAUUAGUAACUGUAGCUAGUAAUAUUGCUAAUGAUUUCUCAGUUACUAACUAUCGACCUACAGAACAAUUAGACUACUUUUCCAAAAUGCUUGGAUUUAAAGUCCAAUAUUCCGACUUCCCUAAGGGAAAUCAAAAGGACUAUUUAACAUUAGUCUCACUAUCAACAAUGCCUCCUCAAAUAUGCCAUGGAUCUGGCAUCACUCCAGAACAUUCACAAGAUGCCGCAGCAUUGAAUGCGAUAAGUUCUUUGAUUAAUCUUAAUAUACAAGGAACACAAUCAAUUGAAAAUACUCAAAGGCCUGUUACUAGUUACUCAAUUCAGCAAAACCAUUUUAAUAAUAACCCUAUUACGAGACUUAGUUAAAUAAUACUUUAAAUAUAAGGUAUAGUACAAUACAUGUUUUUUUUUUUUUUUUUAGUAGCGACUACAUUUUAUAUUAAAUAAUACGAUAAAAUUAUGUGUCGAUUUAAUUACAAUUCUAACUUCAUUAAUUAAGUUUACUCAGCAUUUUUUUAUUUUUAUUUUAUAUUUAGUUAUUAAUUAUUUUGUUAUUAAGACUUGUUUUCAAU
Molecule: messenger RNA, 2571 nt
Organism: Adelges cooleyi (spruce gall adelgid)
Lineage: Eukaryota; Metazoa; Arthropoda; Insecta; Hemiptera; Adelgidae
Gene: stau
Product: double-stranded RNA-binding protein Staufen homolog 2
Exons: 13
Coding region: 323-2365 (680 amino acids)
Source: RefSeq, a predicted model, not a curated record